Molecule: messenger RNA, 4332 nt
Organism: Ruditapes philippinarum (Manila clam)
Lineage: Eukaryota; Metazoa; Mollusca; Bivalvia; Venerida; Veneridae
Exons: 11
Coding region: 132-2495 (787 amino acids)
Source: RefSeq, a predicted model, not a curated record
GUUCAGAAAAUACAAUAUCCCAGUCAGAUAGGCCUACUUUCGAUUUCAGGAAAAUAUUUUUUUGAAAAUUAUUAUCUAUAUUACCCGAUGAUGUCAAGAAAAUAAAGAUGACGGGUUAAUAGUUCAAGAAAAUGGCGGAUACUGGUGGAAAAAAUCCCAAGGAUGCUAAUAGUGGAGCAACAAGGUCUCAUGCUGAAGAUGGAGGUAAUGCAAAACAGGUUCCCAACAUGUCAGUACCGACAGAUAGGUCUACAAAGAAGGAGACGGAAGAAAAGCAAAACAAAAAUGGUAAAUUAAGCCCAUGUGCCAGUACUAGUGCAACCAAACAAAGUGGUUCAAAUGCAUUUGUCAAUGCACAGAGAGCUAAAUAUGAGCGGCAUAAGAGGGAGGGUUGUAAAACAGAAGGAACUACAGAAGAAGAUCAUGAGGAACAAAUGAGAGAUGGGGACAAUAUUUCAAUUCAGUCUUUUAAUAUGACAAGCAUGACACAAAUUCCAGGUGAUAACAACACAGAGCUUAAACCAAACACAGAGCUGUGCUCUACACUAGGAACAGGUGAUGAGAUUGUUCAUGGUGUUAACAAUGCUGCAAAAUUGCCUGAGACUCACAAUGCUGAAGGUGAAAAAGAAAUUAAGCAUUUUGUAAAAUUUGAAGAACAUAAAACAAUACAGCAAUUUUCAGAGACACCUGUUUUUAGCAUACAGAAGGUUGGCGAUUGUUAUUUACUUUAUAAACAAAAUUAUCCGCCAGUGAUAUUACCUGAGCUGGAAGGAGCUUCAAAUGUAAGUGUUUCGAAAGAUAUGAUCUUUAUUCACAAUGUCCCAAAAUAUUUGAUAAAAAUAGAGAAUGAAAUGGUAACAGUAUCUGAAUUAGGAGUUGCUAAAUUUGAAGUUAAAAGAAGUGAAAGCAAUAACACAAAAAGAUCAGGACAGGAUCUGUCUGCAGAAAUUCAGGAGCAAAAAGGAGAUGAAGAAGGAUUGGAAAUGAAAAAAGUAAGGGGAACAACUCAAGAUAUGCAAAAUGUUUUGAAUCCACCACAAGAGAAUGAUACAAAUCCAUUGGACCAUCAAGAUACAGUAACUGAUGUCAAUACUGGCGGCUCAUCUAGUGACGAUGUAAAGAAAGAAGAAGCAAAAGCAGAUGUUGAUGAUGAGCUAAUUUGCAAGCUUCAAAGAAUGGAAUUAAAAGAUGCUCCGGGACAACAACAGCAGUCAUUAGAAGAAGCAGUAUGUAAGGAUGAGAAACCACCUAUACCAGCCCCUAGAUCUAAAAAUAAAGGAAACCUGCUGGCUUUUAAACAAGAAUUAAAUGUAGAGAAAAAUCUGAUUGAAGGCUUAAAUCUAAAUCUAAGAUGUUCUGUGAACAAACUACACAUGAAACCCACAUGGUACAUAGAUGGGAAGCCACUGGAACAGAAUGAGAGAAUCACACAGACAUCAAAAGGUUUCAGCCAUUUCCUUGAGAUACAAAAUGUUUGCCAACAAGACUCCGGAGAGUACACAGUUAGUAUUGAAAAUCUGAGUUCAACAUCAAAGGUCACAAUUAAAGAAUUACUACAGAAAGAUGAUACAGUUCAACUAUACUCUAGCUCAGAUUCUUCAGAAUCCAUUGUAGAGACCAUUCCAUGUGAAGACCUGGAUGAACAAAUUAGAGAGUGGGAAAAUUCUUCAACUUCUUCUAUGACCAGUAUAACACAUAUUGCAGAUGAUAAGGAAAAAAAUAUUAAAUUAGACACAGUUUCUGAAGGAAUAGGUGUAUGUCCUUUACAAGGGACUGAUUGUGUAUCUGGUCGUAAAGUUGACAAUGCUGCUAAAAUACCUCAGACUCAAAUUGCCAGAGGUAAAGAAGAAAAUAAAGUUCCAGAGACACUGGAUUUCAGCAUAGAGAAAGUUGGUAAUAGAUUUAUACUUAAAUGUAACAAUCUUGUAGUAAAAGUCCCACAGCUGGAAGGAGCUUCAGGUGUGAGUGUAUACAAAGAUUUUAUUUUGAUUGAUAAUGAGCCUAUAUAUAAUAUAAAAAUAGAAAAUGGAAAAGUAAAGAUAUCUAAAAUAGGAGAUGCUGAAUGUGAAGUUAAUAGAAUUGACAACAAUAGCACAAACAAUUCAGGAAACAAUGAAAGUGGCCUAUAUGUAGAAAGUCAGCAGCCUCAAAAUGUUGAAGAAGAAUUAGACAUUAAAAAAGUAAGGGGAACAACUCAAGAUAUGCAGAAUGUUUUAAAUCAACCACAAGAGAAUGGAACAAAUCCAUGGAACCAUCAUGAUACAGUGGCUGAUGUCAAACAUACUGGCUCAUUUGAUGCUGAUGUAUUGAAAGAAGGAGGGAAAACAGCUUUUGAUAUUACGAGAGAACAACAGCAGUCAUUAGAAGAAGCAGUAUCUAAAGACGAAAAACCACCUAAACCAGCAGCUAGAUCAACAAUUAAAAAUGCUGAAAAGUUGGAAAAUAGUCAAACUCAGAGUUCAUAUUCAAGGGAUAUGAUGGAAAGAAGGUAUUAAUCUUAGCUUAGAUUAGAUGUUUCUAAGUGACCAGGAAGGAAUGACUGAAAAACAUGUGGCCAUGUCCAAAAGAAUUGUUGGUGCCUCAUAUCAAUGAAAGAGCUUGACACUGUCACACAUUGGACAUAAAGAAGCGCUGUGCCUGCCAAAUUGGCCGUAACUUGUCACUUGUACCAGGAGGAAGAAUUUGUACUUUAUAAAUCCAAUGUCAGAUAUUGCAAGACUUUUGAAAAAUCUACACAAUGGGGGAAAAGGGCAUUGUGUACAUCUUCAGAUAAAUUACUUGACAGUGUGUAGCUUCUCACACUUCUGACAGUCAAGAUCUAAUUGUAUUUUAUUUAUUAUUUUGUAAUUUUAUUUACUAUAACAACUAGUGUAAUAUCUAUAUGUUUUACUUUUGAUAAUUUUAAUAUUACUAUGUUUUUCUUAAAUUCUUUUGCUUUAAAUAUUUUUCAGUUUUUAUAAUUUCCAUUUUAUUGAUUGUGUAAAUUUCUGAUACUUAAUUUUUCAAACUUGCCAAAAUUACUUUAGUAUAAUAACAUAGUUAAAGAAACCAUCAAGUCAGCUUGAGCUAUUAUUGUCUGAAAAUGUAUGUGCUGGCUUAAAUUCUAUAAGUGUUAAAACAGCCAAAUCUUAAACAAUGUAGUUUUAUCAACUCAUACUAGAAUGACAUAUCUUAGUAAGCAGUGUCAAUCCCUUAAGCAAAAUACCAGACCCAUAAUUGAUUAUAACACAAAGAUAGGUAUGAAACCCUAGUUCCUGUGUUUGUUCUACAAUUAUCUUUCCUGGGGAAAAAAGCUAAUUUUUUUUUUUACCAAAAGACAAAGCUGAAGUCAUUUUAACUUUGGACUUACGAUUAAAUGUUAACUGUUUAAAACUGUCUUUUUUAUAUAUUCCAGAUAUGUGAUAUUUUUAUUUUCAAAUGUACAAUUUAGAAUAUUUUAUUAAAUAUGAUAUUUAAUGUUCUAGAUAUUUGUACUUUGUUAAGCAUAGUGUAAAAUUUUAUCAUCUGAAUUUGCAACUGUUUAUUAACUUUAUAUAUUUAUUUCUACUUAUGAAAUUAUUAUGUUGUAGUUUUUAAUGUUUUUCAUUUUCAAGUUUUUAUAUAAUUAGGGUUUAGAAUCAUAAUUAAACCCUUUGCUUACCACUGGGACUAAUAAUGUAACUAUUUCUGCCCCAGCUUACCAUAAUUUUAACUAUUUGUAAUUAUACUUGCAUUUCAGGCAGUUUGAAAUUUCUGUCUUUAUAACCUUUUAUCUAUGAAAAAAGGACUUAUAACAAAAGUUACAAAACUUUGUGUAAAUAUGUUUUCUUGUAAAAUGUGUUAAGUUGAUUUUUUUUAAAAUAGAAUAAGAUCUAAAUAAUAAGUGAAUGAUUGCAAAAAUAUUUUAAAGAUCACUUCCGAUGAGCAAACACAUUCGGCGGGGCAUGGCCAUGAUAACAUGGCUCUUGUUAAACUAAAAAUCCUUUUGGUAUACACAUUUCAAGGUCUUACAUAAUAUAACAACUUGGCUGUCAUUAAUGAGGCCUAUAUGAUUCAUAAAAUUUAUGCAUAUAUUAUUUGGUAAGAUUUGAAAUAACUUUUGUCAUAAAAUUGCUGCACACAACCUUUGCUUCACAAUUUUCUAGUGACUAGUCAUGACCAAGUAAUUAACCCUUAUUGAUUUUUGGUCACUAGGUCAAAAGUCAGUCAUAAUAAACUGAUCAAAUGACUAAUUGGCUGCUGAUAGGGGGCAUACAUGUUUUACAAACAUAUCUUGUUAAAUAUACAUUUAUUGCAGUCUGAAAAUAACAGUAUAUAUGUUGUAAUAUGUUUUUAUUAUGUUUAAAAACUAUU